AACAAAAAAGUAGAAACCAUUUUCAUAAAAAAUUAAAAAUACACCAGUCUGAUUUUGGUUAUUGUUUUGGUCAUGUUUUAGAGUAGUUUAUUAGUAUAGCAGGAACUUGUAAAGAGAGAACAUUUAGUCGUAACAAUGUUUUGACUUUCGAAAGUUUAAAGCUCAAGUACCCAAAUCUCUAAGGAUUUAUAUUUUAAAUUUUCAGUCAAAAUACGAUGAAAUAAUUAUCUAUCAUGAUUUCUCAAGAAGAGGAUUUAUUGGUUGAUUUUGUAAAAUUUUCUGUUUUUUUGUAUGAUAGGAAUUUAUUAAUUAAGUGACUAACACUUUUUCUUUUGUUCUGAAGCAUUGUCCACAUUUCCUUGAUGGACUUGCUCUCACACUUCAACUCCAACCUGAAUGAGUCACGUGCGCUCUGAAUUGUUCCGUACUACGUCCAAGAUCGUAGCCUUAGCACGUUCAGGUAGAAUUUCCCAUGCUCGCAACUUGUUUGAUGAAAUGCCCCACAGAGACCCUGUUGCUUGGAACGCCAUGCUAUCUGCAUAUUCCCACUUGGGACUUUACCAAGAAAGUCUUGAUUUCUUUGACACCAUGAGAAUCUCACAUUCAAAACCUGAUGACUUCUCAUACUCUGCAGCAUUAAGUGUAUGCGCCAGUGCAUCCUGUCUUCCUUUUGGAACCAGAAUUCAUGCUUUGGUUCUUGUUUCUGGGUACCGGUCUUCUCUUCCUGUUGGUAACUCGCUUAUUGAUAUGUAUGGUAAGUGUCUGUGUCCUGAUGAUGCAAGUAAAGUGUUUGAUGAGAUGACAGAAAGAAAUGAAGUCACUUGGUGUUCGCUACUGUUUGCUUAUGCAAACACUUGUCAAUUUGGAACGGCUUUCCAGUUGUUUCGCAGCAUGCCUAAAAGGGUUGAAAUUGCUUGGAAUAUAAUGAUCGCAGGUCAUGCUCGUUGCGGAGAAGUUCAAUCAUGCUUGCAUCUGUUUAAAGAGAUGUGUGAGAGUUCAUAUCUGCCAGACCAGUGGACUCUCAGUGCUCUCAUGAAUGCUUGCACCGAGUCAAUGGAAUUAUUAUAUGGACGCAUGGUGCAUGGUUUUGUUAUUAAUUCAGGUUGGAGCUCUGCCAUGGAGGUAUUUAACUCCUCAGAGGAUUUUAAUCAAGUGUCUUGGAAUGCCAUCAUUGAUGCCCAUAUGAAAUUAGGAGAUACCCAGAAAGCCUUUCUUGCCUUCCAGCAAGCCCCGGAAAUAGAUGUUGUUUCUUGGACUUCUAUGCUUGCAGGGUAUACCAGAAAUGGGAAUGCAGAGCAAGCUCUGAGUAUGUUUGUAGACAUGACAAGAAACUCUGUUCAGCUUGAUGAUUUAGUAGCUGGAGCAGUCCUUCAUGCUUGCGCUAGCUUAGCUAUACUAGCAUAUGGAAAAAUGAUGCAUAGUUUCGUAAUUCACCAUGGUUUAGACAAACAUUUGUACGUUGGCAAUAGCUUGGUUAAUAUGUAUGCUAAAUGUGGGGAUAUAGAAGGUUCUAGGAUUUCCUUUCAUGGCAUUGUUGAGAAGGACCUAGUAUCAUGGAACUCAAUGUUAUUUGCAUUUGGAUUACACGGGCAUGCUGACGAAGCUCUCUGCCUAUACAGAGAAAUGGUGGCAUCCGGUAUAAGACCAGAUGAAGUGACCUUCACAGGGCUGCUAAUGACUUGCAGUCACUUAGGCCUAAUAGAUGAAGGCUUUGCAUUCUUUCAAUCAAUGAGUUUGGAAUUUGGACUUUCACCUGGAAUGGAUCAUGUUGCAUGCAUGGUGGAUAUGCUCGGUCGAGGCGGGUAUGUAGCAGAAGCAACUAGUUUAGCCAAGAAAUAUUCAAAAACAAGCAGAGAUAGGACAAAUUCAUGUGAGGUUCUUCUUGGAGCAUGUUACACACAUAGUGAUUUAGGAACUGGGAGCUCUGUGGGAGAAUAUCUAAAGCACUUAGAGCCUCAAAAGGAGGUUGGUUAUGUUUUGCUGUCAAACUUGUAUUGUGCUAGUGGGCAGUGGAAAGAAGCAGAGAGGGUGAGGAGGGCAAUGAUGGAUCAAGGGGUGAGGAAAGUGCCUGGUAGUAGUUGGAUUGAGAUAAGAUACAAGGUUACAGCUUUUGUAUCUGGUAAUAAUUCAUGUCCCCACAUGGCUGAAAUAUCAAAGAUGUUGUGCUUCCUUGAAUUAGAAAUGAGACACAUAUGGUUAAUUAAUUUUGAUAUUGAAGGAUCUUUAUAAAA
Messenger RNA from Arachis stenosperma, 2231 nucleotides. Its product is annotated as pentatricopeptide repeat-containing protein At2g36980, mitochondrial. NCBI's taxonomy places the organism in Eukaryota, Viridiplantae, Streptophyta, Magnoliopsida, Fabales, Fabaceae. The transcript is spliced from 2 exons. Gene Ontology annotation, molecular function: protein binding; RNA binding. The record is from RefSeq and is a predicted model, not a curated record. Bases 397 to 2229 code for a protein of 610 amino acids. Gene Ontology annotation, biological process: RNA modification.